Messenger RNA from Uloborus diversus, 1760 nucleotides. RefSeq lists its product as uncharacterized. The record is from RefSeq and is a predicted model, not a curated record. NCBI's taxonomy places the organism in Eukaryota, Metazoa, Arthropoda, Arachnida, Araneae, Uloboridae. The transcript is spliced from 12 exons. The coding region runs from base 261 to 1760 and encodes 499 amino acids.
AACGGGAGAAAAAAUGUAAAUUCUGUGAAUCAGUUAUAAGUAUUGCUGAUGAAGAAAGUCACUUGAGCAACUGUAUAGGAUUGAAUCCAGUCAGGGACAAAGAAGAAUCUUAUGCAGCCACAAAUUUGACAUCUUAUAAUACUGCAGUUGGAGGUUACAAAGCAAGAGAGAGAGACAGAAAACCUACAGCAGGUUUUGGACAGCAGACAAAAUCUAGUUGUUGUUCAGCCAGUCCUUGCAAGAAAGAUACCAAAGUCUGUAUGUUCUGCAAGGAUAAAAUCCCUAAGUGUGAGGAGAGAAGGCAUUUAGAAGUCUGUGCAUUUAAAGAACAUGAUAAAUCUCAUAAGAUUGCUCCAGCAAAUGAUGAAUGGGAAAAAAGAGAUGGCAAAAACAGUGGUGCAGUUUCAAAAUAUUCGAAAUUUUCCAAUAAAGUGGAAUCUAGUUUGAAAAAAUGCAUCUAUUGUGAUGUGUACUUCGAUGCUAUUUUGGAUCCUAAACAUAUGGAUGAAUGCAUACCAAAUUUGGGACAAUGUACCUUAUGUUACACAGUAGUGACCAUAGGAAAUUUUAAGAAGCAUUUGGAAAAUGAUUGUUUGAAAAAUAAAGAUGAUGAAAAGUGGUCUAAAGCUGGUUCAAAAAAGAAAGGAAAGAAUAAAUCAAAUAUGAGUUCUUCAGCUCCUCCAAAAGGAUCAAAUAUUUGGAACUUCUUCAAGAAAUUCACUGCAGAUUACGGAAUGUCGUCAGGAUAUGAUGCAACUGUGGAGAAUACUGGGAUUUAUGAAGCAGACCGUGACUUCUCAUUAGUUUAUGAAAAAAGUGCAUCUGAAAUAAAACUGCCUUGUGAAUUUUGCGAAGAAUUAUUUUCUAUGGUGUCAUUAGUUGAACAUCAGUCUGGAUGUCGGCCUGAUCUUGUUCAUUUUCCACCAAAUCAUGAUAGACAAGAUGUAAGGAAAGCUUCAGACUUAUUGGCAACAAAUUUUUUGGAUGAAAAUUCAUUUCCUGCUGAUAAAGAAUUUACUUUGCCUGAAAUGAAAAGAAAGUUAAAUAGAAAUCUUUUUUCUCGAUUUGAGACUGAUGCUGCUCCUGGGUCAUUUUUGGAAGAGUAUAACACUUUUGAGGAGAAAAAUCAUCAGUAUUCUGGAAAAGAAGAAUAUGAAUUUAAUUAUGUUGCAAAUCUCAGUUCAAAAAAUUCAAAUAUGAAAAAUAAUACAAAUGCGGUUGAAACUUUGCCUACAAAAAACACCAGUAUCAGUAGUAAGAAUUUAGAAAUUCAUAAACCAGAAUUUUCAAGCUCACUGCCCAUUCCUCAUGCUACGGGUUCUAACUUUAAGAUAGAACAUAUUACUGAAAAGGAGUCACAUUUUUCACUAGGUGAUUGCAAAAAUGAUGAAAAUGAAAAUAUAAAGAUUAAAACAUUUAGUAAUCAAAAUAAAGUAAUUGAUUCAGACAGUUCAGAUGAAAGUAUUGAUGAUGUAAAAAGUAAAAAAUUUAGCAGUCGAAGCGAAAUAAUUGAUUUAAGUAGUUCAGAUGAAAAUAUUGCUGAAGAUGUAAAAAGUAAAAAAAAUAGUAAUAAAAAUGAAACAACAAAUUUAAGUAGCUCAGACGAAAGUAUUGAUGGAGAAAACAUUGAUGCAUAUAUUACGUAUUUGUCCAAGAAACAUGAAAUCCCGGAUAUGAACGAUGAUGAAAUCAAACGCGAUAUUUAUCACUUGGAGGAAAGUUUAUCAGCCCCACACAAAUCUGAAUUGGUUUCAAAAUAA